UAUUUGGCGCGCUUGCAAUUACUUUAUAUAUCAAUAUCUAAGAGAAUAAUAACAUCGUUAGCACAUCAAUGAAAAUGGAUUCCAACUUAGGACGUGGAUUUUAUGAGGUAUAUAAUUCCUCUAAAGAAAUACUGAAAAAUAACCAGAAGCACCUGUAUCAUAGUAUGCUAGAUCUACUAGCUAGCACGAGUAAGAGUACUCCUGCUGCAGUUGUUGGGAAGAUUUUACGUUCCGAUGAAUUUGUCCGUUUUUGGAUUGAGGACAUAUUACCGUUGGCUUUCGACGAAGAUGCUACAAUACAGGGUAGUGCGAUAAAUGCUUUAGAGCAAGGUUUGUUAACAUUAGACAUUAGCAAUAUACCAAAUGGUAGUUGUUGGAAUGGUGUUAAAAAUAAGAUUGUGAAAGAGUAUGCUCCGCGUGUGCAUCAACUGCGAGAAGACAGGAGCCAAUACUGGCAUCGUGUUUGGUGCAUACUAAUUCGUUUAUUGGAUCGGGAGAUACUGAAAAGCGCCAGCACAAUAAAUUUAUUUUUAUCCAUUGUUGAACUUGGAUUUCGUAGUCCCGAUAAUUCCGUCAGAGCAGAAGCAUUUACAUGUUGGCGUCUUCUUAUUCAAAUAUUUGCCAGCCAUAAUCAAUUAACAUCUCCUAAAAGAUUAAAGCUCGUUUGUAUUCCUCUCAAAUCUUCUCAGUCGAAGACUCCAUAUGUCGCUGCGGUCAAAUUACGUAUUUGGUGGUACUUGAUAACAUGUUUGGGCCCACAAAUAAAUGAGAAUUUUGAGAACGUCGUUGAAACGUUUCUAAUAUUUUGUUUUGGUUCAGAGUCAAAAGGCACUCCCGGAAUUAUACAGCAGUACCUAUCGGUUCGAGAACUUGCAUUGACAUGCUUGGCUACAAUUGUAUCAAAAGAGCAGGACGAUUUUCUUCAAAGAUUAUUAAGGGAAUAUGAGAUGGAACCUUUAGCUCAAAAUACACAAAUAGUAAAUUCCAAUAUAAUAGAAAAUUUUGGUAAAUCUAUAUUUUAUGCUGUAUUUGAAGCUUCUAACUUGCUAAUCGAAAAUGGAAAACAGAGUGAUUUAGAACUCAGAUUACUAAAUGUAAUUAUAAAGAAUUCAACUCGCAUAUUAAUAAACAAUGAUAUUGCUUCAUUAUUUGAGUACUUUUGCGAUGGUUUAAGACAAAUAACUGAAAAAAGUUGUAUACCUAUAAAAAUCGUUGCGGACGUGAUUGGAACUGAAGGCUUACGAUUUUCUCAUUCUUUAAGUGAUUUUGAUAAUUAUAUUAAAAUCUUACACUAUCUGGUACAAUUCCUGACAUCUGGACGAGAAUUUAUUUCACAUAAUAUUAUUCAGCAAUGCAUAUCUCAAAUUUCUAAUUUAGACGCCUUUAUAUCAAAAAAUAUGUGUUGGCGCGCGGUAGAAGUAAUAGCCGACUACCUUGUCAAUAUGCUAAAUGACGAAGACUUUGUUUAUUUUGAAAUUAAAUUUUUAAUUUGGCGUCAUAUAUCAUCAGAGAUGGUAAAUACUAUCAGAAAUAAAACUUUCGGUCGAACGGCAGAUGAAUUCAUUGAUAUACUAAUAUCAUGGAGUUUAUGGCCAUUGCGGAUGGUUACUGAAUUUACUGGGCGUCGUAACACUACUAUCUUCGACGAACAUUUUUAUUUGCUUUGGCAUAAUUUACUGCAGCUUUCUGAAAACACUGUUGGUAGAAUGCAACUGUUAACGGAAGUUGCCGAAGUUUUAAGUACAAUGUUGAGAUCAGAUUAUGAGUGGGGAGUUUUUGUUAAUCUAUUUAACGCAUAUGCUGAUGAAGUAAUGAAACACGAUUGCGCUAACUAUUCAAAGCACUACGAACAAUUAUUUUUAAUUUUACAAGAAGUAAUUCAAAAGAAAUUACAGUCAAAGGAGAAAGAAAAAUUACUUACAAUAUUCCGGUGCGUUCUACAUGGUUUAAAAACACCUGACAGCAGUUUGUUGGAGUCAAUUAAAUGUUCACUAAAGCAUGUUAUUCGUAAUUCCUCUAAAGGAGGAGUAAACUCAAAAUUUUAUGAAGAAUGGAAACAUUCUAUUCUAAAUAUCGUACGUGCUUUUAUAGACAAAAACUUUACAAAUCAAGUUACGGAAUUAUUUAAAGAUGAUGUAUAUGUCAUAAUACCAUCCGUCUGGAGCCUUAAACCUGAAAAGUUGACUGACCGACAAAAGGAACGUAUUGCCGAGAAAACAAGUAUCCCUGCAUUAUAUAACGACAUGAGUCAGUCGCAAGACUCUUUAAUAAAACCCUGGACUCCGAAGAAAAUUGUUAUAGCAAAGGAAGAUCAAAAUGAGAUAAUUAUUGAAGGUUUGAACAUGCGACGAAAUCAAAAUAUUUCAACUGUAAGAGAUGAAUUUCAAAACAAAACCAGCCUAGAUAUUUCAUCAAGUCAUAAAAAUAUUGGAGCAGUACCAAGUACAUCCAAAGAAAAUUUGGAAACUUUACUUAAUAAUUCAAUUGACAAAUCAAAUAUGGAAAUGGACCACAACAAACCUCAAGAGGUUAAUGCCAAAAAAUGCAAUUCGAAAGAGGCAAAUGAAAUUGACGAUGAAGACUUAACUCCUAUUAUAAAUUCCAAAGUAUCACAAGCAGUAAACAAUGAAUCAUAUCCUAGAUGUAUAACUGAAGAUUCCAUAAGAGCUGCCCCGAACGAUUUUCGAGAUAAUCACCUUAUGAAUUGUGUUGAGAGUAAUGAAACAGAAUCCGUAAACACAGCUAGUGUGUCAGAAAGUGUGAAGGAAGCUUCUCCAAAAAAAUCAUCAACAAAGAAUUCUCUUUUGUUGUCACCACCUGACCGUAAGCUUACAAAUAAUAACAGCAGUCCUAAGUUACGUCCUAAGCCACCAGCUCACCUCACUGGAAGAGGAGCGCAAUUAAUCAAUAUGAUACGUAAUAGAAAAAUGGACGCGCAAUCACCACAAACUCCAAUGCCUAGAUUAUUUGUAGCUAAAACUGACAGCAUAGAUCGUACAGUACCUGAUAUGGAUAUAACAGUGGUAGAGCAUACAUCAACACCGCUAGCGUCAAAAGAUAUUUUGACUUUCUCUAAACGGCUUCCUUCUCCAUCUGCUAGCCCUUCCACCAGUAUUUUGAAAAGAAAUCGGAGAGAAAGUCUUGAGGAUAUAUCUUUUGAUUCACCGGCUUGCAAGAAAAAGAGAGUUAGUUUUCAUGAUCCACCGGUUUCUUUAACCAAGGAGUAUAUAAAGUAUAAUGAUGAAAAUAAAUCCAAACCCAAGCGUUGCCUGAUUAUGGAUAAAAUGCAUUCCAGUAUUGAGAAAGGUUCGGAAAAUAAAUAUUUACUGAAACGAAGAAGUAAACUGGAUAGUAUUAUUGAGAUUGAAAAGUUUUCAAUUCAACAGCCAAACAAAUUACAAGAGCAAUUGAUGAAUCAAAGUGUGCGUGCCGAAGAUAUUGAUGAUGACAAUAUUUGUUGUUUAGACACUGAAGAAAACGAAUCAAGUAAUAAAAUAGGUUCUUCAAAACUAACUCAAAAUAGCUUAAAUCUAUCAGAGAAAAAAAAUGAGACUGGUUUGCCAAGUAAUGCUCUUGAAUUGGUCAUAGAGAAAUAUACUUUGGACGAACUAUUGGAAAAAUAUUUAGAUUGCGGCAAAGACACAAAAUUAAAGCAUUAUAAUACAAUUGCGAAAACUAUGUCAAAAGGAAUGAGUGACAAUUCUAAAAUAAAAGAGGGCAUUCUUGAAGCACUUUCGGAAAAUCAUUCUAAAGACUUUUUGGAUCAUGCCAUAAGAGAAAAUCUAGCUUCGGUUGUGUGUGAUCGUUUAAAUCUACCUUCAGUUAUUGAAUAUGUCUGUGAAAAGUCCAAAAUCAAUACUGCCUGUAGAGCUAAUUUGUUCGCACAAAUACCAGAUAUUCUUAAGCACUGCAAACAAGACGCUGAACGCUUAAAAGUUUUACAAACAAUGUUCGGUAGUAGCAGUUUAAAAGACUCGGAUAUUUUGGAUUUGAUUCAAACAUUGUUGCGUAUGAGGUCGAUGGACAAAACCAUGUCAGUAACUGUAUCAGAAGCAGCUAUAGAUUCUUCAUCUAAUCUAUAAUAUUUAAUUGCUUAUUUUAAAAAUAUUUUAAUAUUUCUACAAUAUUACACUACUAUGUACAGAAUAAUUAAAAUAAAAAUGUUAACUGGGCAUAACACAUUAAA
Ceratitis capitata (Mediterranean fruit fly) is the source of this 4186-nucleotide messenger RNA. RefSeq lists its product as uncharacterized. The transcript is spliced from 6 exons. Gene Ontology annotation, biological process: telomere maintenance. Gene Ontology annotation, cellular component: nucleus. Bases 69 to 4082 code for a protein of 1337 amino acids. Lineage: Eukaryota; Metazoa; Arthropoda; Insecta; Diptera; Tephritidae. The record is from RefSeq and is a predicted model, not a curated record.